Messenger RNA from Clonostachys rhizophaga, 183 nucleotides. The record is from the annotation of a GenBank genome assembly. Lineage: Eukaryota; Fungi; Ascomycota; Sordariomycetes; Hypocreales; Bionectriaceae.
AUGGCAUUGGACAACCAACGGAAGAGCCGUCUGAGACGUCCCUCGGGCUGCGCGUUGGUCCUUCAAGCUAGCGUCAGCUCCUCGGCUGUGCCAGCAGGUACUCCUGCGCGGUACGCAUCCCUUGUCUGCAUCGUCAUAUGCGCGGCUUGCGGAGGCUCGCGUUGGACCCUGUUGGUGUGGUGA